Molecule: messenger RNA, 702 nt
Organism: Pipistrellus nathusii (Nathusius's pipistrelle)
Lineage: Eukaryota; Metazoa; Chordata; Mammalia; Chiroptera; Vespertilionidae
Source: the annotation of a GenBank genome assembly
AUGGGAGGCAAGCUGAGCAAGAAGAAGAAGGGGUACAAUGUGAACGAUGAGAAGGCCAAGGACAAGGACAAGAAGGCCGAAGGAGCGGGCACGGAAGAGGAAGGGACCCCGAAGGAGAAUGAGACCCAGGCGGCCGGGGAGACCCCCGCAGUGAAGGAGGGCAAGGAGGAGAAGGCGGAGAAGGAUGCCCAGGAUGCUGCCAACAAGCCCGAAGACAAGGAAGGCGAGAAAGACACAGAGGCGGCCAAGGCGGAUGCUCCGAAGGCAGAGCCCGAGCAGACGGAGGCAGCAGCCGAGGGGAAGCCGGAGCCCCCGAAGGAGGCGGAGCAGGCGGCCACCUCGGGCCCCACUGCUGCGGGCGAUGCCCCCAAGGCUCCCGAGGCUGAGGCCCCUGCGGAACCAGCCAAGGUGGAUGACAAGAGCAAGGAGGGAGGGGAACCCGCAAAGACUGAGGCUCCCGCGGCUCCUGCCUCGCAGGAAACGAAAAGUGACGGGGCCGCAGCUUCAGACUCAAAACCCAGCAGCACUGAGGCUGCCCCCUCGUCCAAGGAGGCCCCAGCAGCCACGGAAGCACCCAGCUCCACGCCCAAGGCCCAGGCCCCUGCAGCUCCCACCGCCCCUGCAGCCCCCGCAGAGGAGGUCAAACCUGCCGCCGACGCCCCGGCCAUCAAUUCCGACCAAACCGUGGCGGUGAAAGAGUAA